AUAUGAUUAAUAAAACUUUCAGGUUAAACUCUUUCAAAGACAAAAGGAGUGUUAACUCUCCUAUUCAAGAUCUUACCUUAUGUUCCCCAUCUAAGAGAACUCCAAUUCCAAUAUCUGAUAAGGUCAAACUAGUCAGAAGAGUGGACUAUUAUAAGCAAUGCAGUCGAGAAGAAUUAAUGCCAAGAAAAAGAGAGUGUCUAAGCAUGGAUAGAGAGAGAACAUUCACACCUCAGAAAAUCUCUCCACCCAUAAAAUUUAAGUAUAGGAGGAGAAGAUUGGUACUUUCAAAUGAAGAUCGUUUGAAGGAAAUUAGGAAUACCAGAUUUCUUUCCCCAACAUUGAAGCAGCUGCAUGUGAAUAUGAGCAAGUUUAUCAGAAAUAAGAUAAAAUCAAUGAAAUCUCAAAAUGGAAGGUUGAUCUCUCCAAAUAAGCUUCGGAACAAAGUCCAUGUCAUUUCAAGGAUGAAUCGAGCAAUAAAGAACUUAGACUUAAGAGGUAUUAAUGCCACGCUUCCAAGACUUGAUAACAGCUAAUGGGAACCAGACAAGAAGGUGUCCCCUUCUAUCUAUUAAUAAUUUGUCUCUUAAUAUAAUGUUGG
This is a messenger RNA of Moneuplotes crassus, 598 nucleotides long. NCBI's taxonomy places the organism in Eukaryota, Ciliophora, Spirotrichea, Euplotida, Euplotidae. The record is from the annotation of a GenBank genome assembly.